This is a messenger RNA of Microthlaspi erraticum, 1431 nucleotides long. The record is from the annotation of a GenBank genome assembly. NCBI's taxonomy places the organism in Eukaryota, Viridiplantae, Streptophyta, Magnoliopsida, Brassicales, Brassicaceae.
AUGUCAUCCAUGGAGUCACUGAUUCUCCAGCUCCACGACAUCGGCGCCGUGAAAUUCGGCAACUUCAAGCUCAAAUCCGGAAUCUACUCUCCGGUUUACAUCGACCUCCGUCUCAUCGUCUCUUACCCUUCCCUCCUCACUCAGAUCUCCCAGACUCUCAUCUCUUCCCUUCCUCCUUCCGCAACCUUCGACGUCGUCUGCGGCGUCCCUUACACCGCUCUCCCCAUCGCCACCGUCGUCUCCGUCUCCAACAACAUCCCCAUGCUCAUGCGCCGUAAGGAGAUCAAAGACUACGGAACCUCCAAAGCCAUCGAAGGAGUCUUCGAGAAGGAUCAGACUUGCCUCAUCAUCGAAGAUCUCGUGACCAGUGGCGCCUCUGUUCUCGAGACCGCCGCGCCUCUUCGCUCCGUUGGUCUCAAGGUUAGCGACGCGGUGGUGCUGAUUGAUAGGCAGCAGGGAGGGAGGGAGAAUCUGGCGGAGAACGGGAUUAAGCUCCAUUCGAUGAUUAUGUUGACGGAUAUGGUUAGGGUUUUGAAGGAGAAGGGGAAAAUUGAGGAAGGUGUGGAAGAGAAUUUGCUAAAGUUUCUGGCGGAGAAUCGUAUGGUUAGUGUCCCGAGCGUGGAGAAACCGAAGCCGAGUCCUAAGGUUUUAGGGUUUAAGGAAAGGUCGGAGAUUUCUAGGAAUCCGAUGGGGAAGAAGCUGUUUGAGAUUAUGAUGAAGAAAGAAACUAAUCUCUGCUUAGCCGCUGAUGUUGGCACUGCUGCAGAAUUGCUUGACAUCGCCGAUAAGGUGGGACCAGAGAUUUGUGUCUUGAAGACUCAUGUUGAUAUUCUGCCUGAUUUCACCUCUGACUUUGGCUCUAAACUCCGAGCGAUAGCAGACAAGCACAACUUUCUCAUAUUUGAGGAUCGCAAGUUUGCAGACAUUGGUAACACUGUCACAAUGCAGUAUGAAGGUGGCGUCUUUAAGAUAUUAGAGUGGGCUGAUAUUAUAAACUGUCACAUAAUCUCCGGUCCAGGAAUCGUGGACGGCCUCAAGUUGAAGGGUUUGCCUCGUGGUAAGGGUCUGCUUUUGCUAGCUGAGAUGAGCUCUGCGGGCAACCUAGCUACAGGAGACUACACUGCAGCAGCCGUGAAAAUCGCAGAGGCUCAUUCGGAUUUCGUGAUGGGAUUCAUCUCGGUGAACCCGGCUUCUUGGAAAUGCGGAGACGUGUCUCCGUCUAUGAUUCACGCGACGCCUGGUGUUCAGAUGGUGAAAGGUGGUGAUGCACUUGGUCAACAGUACAACACUCCUCACUCUGUGAUUACUGAGAGAGGAAGUGAUAUUAUAAUCGUGGGAAGGGGGAUCAUCAAGGCGGAGAAACCAGCAGAGACGGCUCACGAGUAUCGGCUUCAAGGCUGGAAAGCUUACUUGGGGAAAUGCUCUCAGUAG